AUGAGCGGCGGCGCACCCAUUCCCUACAUUGGGAGCAGGAUCAGCCUGAUUUCCGUGAGCGGCAUCCGCUACGAAGGCAUCCUCUUUUCCAUUGAUCCUAAGCAAUCGACCGUGGCCCUCCAGAAUGUGCGGUCAUUUGGCACGGAAGGACGGCGAAAAGAUGGACAGCAGAUACCUCCCUCCAAUAAUGUGUACGACUACAUCAUCUUCAGGGGUUCCGACAUCAAGGACCUCCAGGUGUGCGAGCCGCCCCCUCAGCCUGCGCAGCCCCAGCCACCAAACGAUCCUGCCAUCAUCAACGCGAUUCCUGAGAAUUCGAUGGGAGCCGGUCCUCAGCCGAGCAUGUACGGCUAUCCUGGGAUGUACCAGUACCCGUACAACAACCCGUACCAGAUGUACAACUCUCCCCCCUACCCUCAGCAGCCGGUACCCGGCGCUGGACAGCCCGCCGUCAAGGGUCAAUCUGCCCCUGCUGCCGCUCAGCUCAGCAAUCCUUCGGUGGACGGCGAAGAUCGGGAAGAUGAGGAAGAUUCGCAACAGCAGGCCGCGACUGCCGACGUCAAGGCGAGCGGAGGAAAGGCAGAGGACGAGGAAAAGCCGGGCGACUCGGGGGUGGAGUCGAGCCCCGCCGCGGUCCCCGAGGCCGCGCGCGUCGAACCCGCAGCGGAUGGCACCGUCUACUCGGCGGACCAGCACCACGAAGAGAACGGCGGCAGCCAUGCUGCGGCCAAGCACCACGAAGCCGACGCCGGAGCGUCGCUGCUCGGCCCCUACACCGGCAGCGCUGCUCCUGCCGUCGGCGCUUACGGAAAUGGAGAGAGGCGAGACCGAUCGUACAACAACAGGAGCGGACCGCGCAGCGGAGGUGGCCAGCGUAGUGUAAAUCAGGGUGGCCAUGGUCAGCACGGUGGUCCUUCGAUGACUGGUGGAGCGCCUAUGCGAGGAGGCGACAGGAGAGGCGGCGCGCCCUCUCAGCCGAGAACCGGCGGAGGCGGCGGCAUCGGUGGAGGUCAUCACGGCAGGCCUCAGGGUGGCCCGGAUGCGAGGAGCGGAAGCGGACCCAGGUCCGGAGGCGGUGGUGGCAGCGGCAGGUACAACGGCGCUCCUCAGAAGCUGCCCGAGUUCGAUUUCGAGAAGGCCAACUCCAAGUUCGACAAGGAAAAGAUCAAGGAGGAAGUUCUCAAGGGUGUGGUGCACGUCGACACUGAGAGCAUCCCCUCCGAGGGUGAACAAGCGCCUCUGCCCGUGCCGGCCGAGAAGGCGUACGACAAGUCGACUUCCUUCUUCGACAGCAUUUCGUGCGAGUCGCUCGACCGUCUGAAGGACGACAGCGACGGUGGCAACGCCAGAUCCGACCGCCGCCGUCACGAGAGGAGCCUCAACGCCGAGACCUUUGGCAGAGCCGCCAACGACAGGAGGGUGCACCACCGCGGUGGCCCGAGGCGCUACGGCCCUCCCGGCCCGCACCAGGCCCACGGUGGCGCCAGCGCGGGUGGCAGCAACCAGCCCAUGGACAACAACAGGCCCGCCCGAGGCGGAGGUUUCACCUCAGCUCGUGGUGGCUAUGCUGCCGCCGUCAGAGGAGCCCCCGGCCCCCAGAAGAGAUUCGUGCCUGUGGGCCAGAGCUCUUCUCCCGUGGUCGGGCACUGA
This is a messenger RNA of Acanthamoeba castellanii str. Neff, 1650 nucleotides long. RefSeq names its product FFD and TFG box motifscontaining protein. Bases 1 to 1650 code for a protein of 549 amino acids. The transcript is spliced from 7 exons. The record is from RefSeq and is a predicted model, not a curated record. Gene Ontology annotation, molecular function: RNA binding. NCBI's taxonomy places the organism in Eukaryota, Discosea, Longamoebia, Acanthamoebidae.